Molecule: messenger RNA, 1706 nt
Organism: Asparagus officinalis (garden asparagus)
Lineage: Eukaryota; Viridiplantae; Streptophyta; Magnoliopsida; Asparagales; Asparagaceae
Exons: 2
Coding region: 898-1560 (220 amino acids)
Source: RefSeq, a predicted model, not a curated record
CUCACUCAAUCCUCAGAAUCCCGAAUUUACCCUUCCCGCCCACUCUGCUACAGCCAUCGUGCGUUGGUAACGGUGCCGCCCACUCCGCUACUAUCGAGGCGCUCUCUCUCUCUCGUCUCUCUCCCUCCCGCACUCUGUCUCUGGCUUACUCUCCGGCGAAAAACCAAAAUCCGCUUCUAGGGUUAGGUCGAAACCAGUUCGCAGAUGGAGAAAAAAUCGGCGAACGAAUACGAAGUGGUUCACCAUCCUCCGCCGCCGCUGCAACGUCAGGAACAUGCACCAAUGAACGACGAGCGAGAAGACUCGCCGUCGCCUUCCAAGACCGACGAAGAUCCUCCCUCGCCUUCCAAGACCGACGAAGACCCCCUUUUGCCAUCUGAGACCGACCGUGGCACCGAUUCUCUCACAUCCUCCCCUGCCUCCAAGUCGUCGUCCACCCAUGCGUCAUCAUCAGGGAAUGGCAGCACCGAUGAAGCCACCCAAACGUUGUUGAGUUUCCAGAUGGGUGUAAGGAGAAAAAGAAAAAUUACAAGUUCACUAAACGCACCACAGAAAUCCAUAAAGAAGUAAGAUAAUGUUAUAUGUUAUAUUUUGUAAUUUACAUAGAUGUUAAGGGAUUGAAGUUGAAUUGUGAACUAUAUGCCUGGACAUUGGUUGAAGGACAUGUUAGCUGAUACCUUAAUGUUAAAUGUGAACUAUAUACCUCUUAUUAAUGUUAAGUUUGGCUGUUAAGUGUUAAGGUUUAUAGCGUAACUGUUACAGUUCAUUGUUGCAUGUUAACUAUUGGAUGUUGGAUGUCAAGUGUUGUUGAUGUUAAAUGUUUAAUUAUAAUACAGGAAAAAGUCAGGUGCUGCUAAAAUUAGACCCACUGCAAGUUUCUCCGCAUAUUGUAAAUUUAUGAAAGUCCUCGAACCGAGAAUGCGGCAGUGUCAUUGGGAUGCAUACCAAGGGUGUACAUUCCAGCAUUAUGUAAAGUUUGGCCCCCCAGCAAAAGAUCGACCCACGCUGGAACUUGUAUUGAGACACUAUAAGGGUAAUGAAGUGGCGUUUUCUCUGCCCGAUGCCGAAAGUGGGAGAGAAAAGGUUGUUAAUUUUGAUUUGGACUGGGUGCAUGAACAUACAGGUUUCCCAAUUGAUGGGGAAAUAAUUUACAAUAAUAGAGAUCCUUACCCUAGGCUUUGGGUGGAGUAUUUUCAUAAACGUUUUACUAGAAAGGGAAAGAAAUCAGCGAAGAAUAUGCGGCGAUAUGUGGAAGAGCUACUGCAAUCUCUUGUUGAAUCAAGGAAGAAGAAGGAUAUUGAAGAUUUUGUGUUACUGCAGAUACUUUAUCAAUGUUCAUUGAUGUGGUGCCCUAGCAGUGUCCAAGGCAUCCCAAGGCUCUUGUUCAAAUAUGUUGAUUCAAUUGAAAGAGUGAGGAAUGUGGCCUGGGGGAAAUACAUCUAUGAUCAGACGAAGAAAGGAAUUAAGAUAGCCAGGGAAGGUCUGCACAGGUCAGGAAUAAGCUAUGUACCUGGAUGCAUGCCUUUGAUCCCUGUAAGUUGGAUUAAUCUGUGCAUGUGAACGCUUGCUUGUUUUCUGUCAACUUACGUCAAGAAACCAUUAAGGCUUACUGGUUCAUGUUAACUAUUCUAAGGAUCUUGUUAACUAUAUUUCGGUUCAUGUUAACUUUAGUGUUUCCAGUAUUAAAGUUGGUGUUGUCAGUGUUA